This is a messenger RNA of Salvelinus namaycush (lake trout), 1949 nucleotides long. RefSeq names its product leukocyte elastase inhibitor-like. The transcript has 7 exons. Lineage: Eukaryota; Metazoa; Chordata; Actinopteri; Salmoniformes; Salmonidae. The coding region runs from base 363 to 1505 and encodes 380 amino acids. Gene Ontology annotation, molecular function: serine-type endopeptidase inhibitor activity. Gene Ontology annotation, biological process: negative regulation of endopeptidase activity. The record is from RefSeq and is a predicted model, not a curated record.
AAGUCAGAAUUAGCUAUAUUGUAAAAAAUCGUGAAAACAAAAAUGUUCUUUUUGGUAUUCAUUUAAGGUCUGGCAUAAAGGUAUCAAGUGUGGUUAUCGUUAGGUUUAGGUUUAAAAUCAGUUUUUAAGAAGAGAAAUGGUAGAAAUAGGUGGGGUUAAUGACUGUGGCUGUGGUAACUAGUGACUACCCCCCCCACAGGGCGUGUCUGUCUUUGUAAAUUACAUAUUUCAGAUGGUUAGCUGAAACUUGUCUGUAGCAAACCACCCACUGAAGUCACCUGGCUGUAGAGAGAAAGAGAACUACCUGACAUUGACAAAUAACCAUUCAUUGCUCUGCCAGCCUGCCUUUCCCACCUGUUACAAUGGCAUCAGUGUCUGUGGCCAACACCAAUUUCUCUCUGGAGCUGUUCAAGAAGAUCACAGAGCACAACAAAACAGGCAAUGUCUUCUACUCCCCUCUCAGCAUCUGCUCUGCCCUGGCCAUGGUGUCCCUGGGAGCCAGAGGUAACACUGCUACCCAGAUGUCAGAGUCCCUGCACCUCCACAAAGCUACGGAUAACGUCCAUGUCGGCUUCAACAAACUCAUGAGUGAACUGAACAAGAAGGGAGCCCCGUACGCACUGAGCCUGGCCAAUCGCCUGUACGGCGAGCAGUCUUACCAGUUUGUUCAGACUUUCCUCGGCGACACCAAGAAGCACUACAAUGCCGAGCUGGAGGCUGUGGACUUCAAGUCCAAUGCGGAGACUGCCAGACAGAACAUUAACGCCUGGGUGGAGAAGCAGACCGCAGAGAAAAUCAAGAACCUAUUGGCGGAGGGGGUUGUCAACCAACUCACCAGACUAGUGUUGGUGAACGCCAUCUACUUCAAGGGCAACUGGGAGAAGAAGUUCAAAGAGAGCAGCACCAGCGAUGCCCUGUUCAAAUUGAACAAGAAUGAGAGUAAGCCAGUGAAAAUGAUGCAUCAGAAGGCCAAGUUCCCCCUGACCUUCAUCCCAGAGGCCAACUGCCAGAUUCUGGAGCUACCCUACGUAGGGAAUGAACUAAGCAUGCUCAUCAUGCUACCUAAUGAGAUGGAGGAUGACACCACUGGUCUGAAGAAGCUAGAGAAGGAGCUGACUUACAAGAACCUUGUGGAGUGGACCAGGCCUGACAUGAUGGACACGGUGGAGGUUCAGGUGGGCCUGCCCAAGUUCAAGCUGGAGGAGAGCCUGGACCUGAAGGACUUGCUUGUCAGCAUGGGCAUGACGGACGCCUUCGACCACUCCAAAAGCGACUUCUCGGGCAUGUCGCCCGUCAACGACCUGGUGCUGUCCAAGGUGAUUCACAAGGCCUUCGUGGAGGUCAACGAGGAGGGAACGGAGGCAGCGGGCGCCACGGCCGCCAUCAUGAUGAUGCGCUGUGCCAUGAGGACGCCCACAUUUGUCGCCGACCACCCCUUCCUCUUCUUCAUCCGCCACAACCCCACCCAGAGCGUUCUGUUCUACGGUCGCUACUGCUCCCCUUAGGGGCUAUAUAGGAAAUGGAACAUGCCAUGUGGAGGGAGGAAGGGCUUUUAAUAGUAUAUACUGCAGCAGCUACAUCAAUAUCCCAUCUGUGUGCUUGAUUAUAUGCUUUGAUGUCAAUGCCUUACCAAAGAAUUGAAGAGUCAAGUGUAUUUGUGAUGAAAUUAGGUUUGAGGAAUUUAAUGAAUUUCUUACUGGCCUGAUGUUACGAACAACACAUUUUGCCUUAUCAUGAUGUUUCUCUACUUUCCACCUACUUCAACACACUGAAGUGCAAUUAUCCUCAAACAUUUUUAUUUUGUUUUCUGAUAAUGAACUCUCCUAGUCUUCUGAUGUGCUCACGACUCUUUUUAACCUACUGUUCAUGUGGUAAGCUAUACUGGUGUUUUCUUUUCAAAUUAAGCAACUAUAUGAAAGUUUACAGGAAAUAAAGAUAUGAUAAGUGUG